AUGCUCAAAUGCAUCCCUGGUCUGGCCGAGUUCCCUAACAUCCAGGACCCGACACACCAAGAGAACAUCAUCGCUGCUGCCGUCAUUCUACGUCAGAACGAGGAGAUGGAAGAAGAGACCGGCAAAGGCAGAGGCAAAAUCGAAGCUGAGUAUUACGAUGACGAACGCGUCAACUUUCUGGCUGCCACUCAGAGGAUCAUUGACUCUAUGAUCGCCUCUCGGCUCGACCAUUCACUUGCUACGGCCGCAUAUUGGAUUGUCACUCGGAAAGAGAUUUAUCAUGCAUUGACAAGGGAGACGCGCCCUGAUGGAUGGACACAACUCAAGCUGCAUGAACAGAAACUGGUUCAUGAAUCGCUUGGUCAAACGGAACCUAUUCUUGAACUCAAGGCAGAUCGAGCUAAAGGCCAGAUAUUUCCGACGGUCUGGUACAGCUUCAAUGUCCAGGCGACGGCAGUACAGCAUUUCCAACAGGCUCAAAUGAUCUUGACUGCUGGGAAUUUGCAACUUGCGUAA
Aspergillus novofumigatus IBT 16806 is the source of this 516-nucleotide messenger RNA. RefSeq lists its product as uncharacterized. NCBI's taxonomy places the organism in Eukaryota, Fungi, Ascomycota, Eurotiomycetes, Eurotiales, Aspergillaceae. The coding region runs from base 1 to 516 and encodes 171 amino acids. The transcript has 3 exons. The record is from RefSeq and is a predicted model, not a curated record.